CGCGACCUCUUUGUCUCCGCAGCGGCGGGCGCGACCGCGGGGCCCGGGGCGGAAGUCCCGACGCGCUCCCGGCGCCCCGGGCCGCCGCGGCCGCACCAUGAGCGACAUCCGUCACUCGCUGCUGCGCCGCGACGCGCUCAGCGCCGCCAAGGAGGUGCUGUACCACCUGGACAUCUACUUUAGCAGCCAGCUGCAGAGCGCGCCGCUGCCCAUCGUGGACAAGGGCCCCGUGGAGCUGCUCGAGGAGUUCGUGUUCCAGGUGCCCAAGGAGCGCGGCGCGCAGCCCAAGAGAUUGAAUUCGCUUCAGGAGCUCCAACUUCUUGAAAUCAUGUGCAAUUAUUUCCAGGAGCAAACCAAGGAUUCUGUCCGGCAGAUUAUCUUCUCAUCCCUUUUCAGCCCCCAAGGGAACAAAGCCGAUGACAACAGGAUGAGCUUGUUGGGAAAACUGGUCUCCAUGGCAGUGGCUGUGUGUCGAAUCCCAGUGUUGGAGUGUGCAGCCUCUUGGCUCCAGCGGACGCCCGUGGUCUACUGCGUGAGGUUGGCCAGGGCCCUGGUAGACGACUACUGCUGCCUGGUGCCGGGAUCCGUGCAGACGCUGAAGCAGAUAUUCAGUGCCAGCCCCCGCUUCUGCUGCCAGUUCAUAACUUCAGUCACUGCGCUGUACGACCUGUCGUCAGAUGAGCUCAUCCCCCCGUUGGACUUGCUGGAAAUGAUUGUCACCUGGAUUUUUGAGGACCCGCGGUUGAUUCUCAUCACUUUUCUGAACACGCCAAUUGCAGCCAACCUCCCAAUAGGAUUUUUGGAGCUCACCCCGCUCACUGGAUUGAUCCGCUGGUGUGUGAAGGCCCCUCUGGCUUAUAAACGGAAGAAGAAGCCCUCCUUAGCCAACGGCCACGUCCCCGCCAAAGUCGCGAAGGACUCGGCGGGGAUGGACAGAGACUCCCACCUCUUGUACUCUAAGCUCCACCUCAGCGUCCUGCAGGUCCUCAUGAUGCUGCAGGUGCACUUGACCGAGAAGAACCUGUACGGGCGCCUGGGGCUCAUCCUCUUUGACCACAUGGUCCCGCUGGUGGAGGAGAUCAACAGAUUGGCGGAUGAACUGAACCCCCUCAACGCCUCCCAGGAGAUCGAGCUCUCCCUGGACCGGCUGGCACAAGCUCUGCAGGUGGCCAUGGCCUCCGGAGCCCUGCUGUGCACAAGAGAUGACCUCAGAACCUUGUGCUCCAGGCUGCCCCAUAACAACCUGCUCCAGCUGGUGAUCUCGGGCCCCGUGCAGCAGUCGCCCCAUGCGGCGCUCCCUCCCGGCUUCUACCCCCACAUCCACACGCCCCCGCUGGGCUACGGGGCCGUGCCAGCCCACCCCGCCGCCCACCCCGCCCUGCCCACACACCCCGGGCACACCUUCAUCUCGGGCAUGACGUUUCCAUUCAGGCCCAUCCGCUAGGCCGACCCGAGGACCGCCGAGCGGCCCGUGCCUUCUCGCCUGGCUUGGAGGCAGCCUUCCCGGGGAAGAGGGCCUCGGAGUGGGCGCGGCAGGCGACCCUCCUCCCUGGCAGAUCUGUGUUGGGGCAGAAGUUCUGCGACGUCGCCAACCAGGCACCUGCUACCCGGCCACGUUCGUAAACGUCCAGGUGGGAUGGAUGAAAGGAAAAACGUCCAGCCAUCAGCGGAGCCGUGCGGGCGUCUGUGGGCCUGUGUGUCUCCUGGUGUGUCAUUGCAGACACACGCUCUGAGCCUGCGCUGUCGGGGCACCGACGGGGAAGCAGCGUCUGCAGUCCACCCGCCUGGCUUCCCUCCCUGCGAACGGGCUGUGGCCCCGAUAAACACAGGCCACUUGCACAGCCCGGGAGCUCCACGCCGAAGCGUUGGCAUCACAAGCUUACCCACAGCACGGGUGCCAGUCGGGGAAACCUGUGAGCCUUGCCCCGUCACCGAGGAAAGGAACUCGGCCAUUUUAUUGGGGUCUCUAAAUUGUCCUUUCGUAUGUUCAAAUAAAUUUUUUUCUAAACGGU
Molecule: messenger RNA, 2012 nt
Organism: Sus scrofa (pig)
Lineage: Eukaryota; Metazoa; Chordata; Mammalia; Artiodactyla; Suidae
Gene: INTS15
Product: integrator complex subunit 15
Source: RefSeq, a predicted model, not a curated record